Haemonchus placei is the source of this 1428-nucleotide messenger RNA. The record is from the annotation of a GenBank genome assembly. Lineage: Eukaryota; Metazoa; Nematoda; Chromadorea; Rhabditida; Trichostrongylidae.
AUGCGUCAUCCUCAGCCAACCAUGCCGAUGCGUUGUCUCUUUAUCAGCAGACAUCUUGUAAAACUGUAUCUUUUCCUACAGAACACCAACGGCAGUUUUUCCUACCAAGGGCCUGUGCCACAUAUAGGGAAAUUUCGUCCAAAAAGUGUGGCAAGUAACAAUAUGGCUCAGUUUAUUUCACCUGAUGUAAAAAUGGAAUUAGUUCAUCGACAGCUUGCGAUGGAGGCUCGAGCAGAUCCGAUCGUUUAUCCUGAUCUGCCGCAACAAGUAGAGCACUUCAACCAGUUGGUCCCGUUAGAACAGAUUAACCAGCACCAUGCCACCCAAUCCGUUUUCAAGGCGGUUUCCAUACGGGAUGGUGUUACGUACUGUAUAAGAAGGCUGCAUGGCUUUCGCAUUUCCUCUCCAAAGCAAUUGCAACCGUUAGAGACGUGGAAGAAGUUGGUGAAUGUCAACGUUGUACAGCUGCGAGAGGUGAUUGCCAACUGCAAGGCUUUCGGUGACAGUUCCGUCAUUCUUGUAUACGACUACCACCCUUUGGCGGACUCGUUAAAAACUCGCCAUUUUGGCCGUAUGCUUGGUAGCGGUUUUAUUGAUGGAAUAACUGGAGCUAAAAUGUCGAGUCAGCUUUCUGGGCACGCCUCAAACCAAAUGCAACAAGGUGCUGGAGUGGUUGAGUGGUUGUUGUGGUCAUAUGUAAUUCAACUCUCGUCUGCACUGCGAGCUGUUCAUGCUAACGGUCUCGCGUCCAGAUGUGUAGAUCUCUCAAAGAUCCUCGUCCACGGCAAAAGCAAGAUUCUCUUGAGUUGCGGUGGUGUAGCCGACCUAUUAGCUCCUGACACACAAGUCCAGCAGCUACAGAUGGAAGAUCUCCAUGCUCUUGGUCGAGUGCUCCUGGCCUUGGCGACCGGCAAUGCUUUCUCAGCUCGUCGAGAUCUCGUCCAACAGAGUAUGACAUACGUCACCAAUCAUUAUAGCAGUGAUAUGAAAAAUCUCAUAAGUUUCCUUCUUUCGUCUUCGCCUACGGGUCGUAAAUCAAUAAAUGAGAUUAUGCCAAUGAUUGGAGCACGUUUUUAUUCGCAGCUGGAGACGGCUCAAAUGCGAAACGAUAUGCUUGAGAAUGAACUCAGCAAGGAAUUGGAAAAUGGUCGAUUGUUCAGAAUCUUAUCUAAAAUCAAUACAAUUGUUGAGAGACCAGAACACAAUUUGGAUCCCACAUGGUCCGAGACUGGUGACCGUUUUCUGAUCAAGUUGUUCCGGGAUUACGUCUUUCAUCAAGUAACUGAAAGUGGCAAGCCGUGGAUGGAUAUGGCCCAUAUUGUCCAGUGCCUUAAUAAACUUGAUGCCGGUGUGUCCGAGAAAGUGCAGCUUGUGUCAAGGGAUGGAAAUAAUCUCAUUGUCGUAUCAUACGGAGAUCUGAGAAGGUAG